Molecule: messenger RNA, 2268 nt
Organism: Symbiodinium sp. CCMP2592
Lineage: Eukaryota; Dinophyceae; Suessiales; Symbiodiniaceae
Source: the annotation of a GenBank genome assembly
AUGCAGGGGGAUUGUCCAAUGCGCAAAUCGCACAUGGCGGCUUUUUCUGGCAGCCGGACAGCAUCGGUGCAGUUUGUGGAAGAUGAGUCCCUGAGCCCUGUUGAUUUGGAUGAGGGCUCACCUCGUUCGCGGGCAACAUCAGCAAGUAGAAGGAUGGACAGAACAUCCACCCUUCACUUCAACGGGGUCUCUCACCAGCACGGCAUUCACAAAAUACGAGUGCAGAGGACUUCAAACACCGAGGGCAGGUUUGCACCUAGCAUGGAGGAAGAGACGAACUGUUGUGCCCCUUGGAGGUCACUGGUGAGACAGUACAUGAGGAUCACCUACAUGAUCAGCGAGCGAAUGCCAGAGAUACAUGUCAACUCGGAAGGCCACGAUACACAUUCCCUGGCUUUUGUGUUGGCUUCAGUGGCUCUGGUGUUGGUCCUAACCGUGUUGGGACCCGUGCUCAUGCCCGUGGCAGUUGUGUACACUGCUACAUGCGGUGCUGGUCCAUCUGGCUACAUGAACUUAAAUUCAGGACCGGCUGAGCCAGAAAGGGCUGCAGAGCCAUAUCCUGCCCUUCUCAAAUGGACUCUGACGAUACUUCUGGCUGGGCUGUCUGCGUUGCCAUUGUACUUGUUGUCGAGCAUGAGCAUGGUUGUGUUUGAUGAAGAGGUGUUGAUGGAGUUCAUGAAGCCUGAGAACCCCAUGCUCGAGCUUUGGGGUCCGUAUGUCUGUUUGCUGAUCCUGUCUCUGGCAUUCCAUGCCGAUGUUUGCCAGUGUUGCAUCGAGAACGGCGCCGGCCAAAUGCUUUUGGAUGAGAUGCACGAAAUGAGAGAGCAGGAUAACUUCAUGGUCAAGAUUGCGAAGAAUAUUGAUGAGAAGGAAGUGGAAAAUUUGAUUGCCGACAUGCAGGAUCUUGUGCGCUACAUGGAUGUGCAUAUCCAAGAGCAGAAGCACGGACUCUUCAUCACAAGCCAACGUCGCCUUACCAGCAACUUCAUGUAUGCAGUUUUUCAGGUCAUUCUGGACGAAAUGCUGGACGCCGACAUAGACGACGAAGAGGAUCCUUCUUGGCGGCUACGCAGUCGGCUGGAGCAGUGUUCAGCAUCGUCCACGCACAUCGCUCCGUCCGCUGUCGCAGUUCUCCUCGUGGGCAGUCUGGGGCCAGCACUACUUCCGGCACUUGUCAGAUUUGCUAACGGUUACCAGGGAUUGUGGAGCCAUGAUGGUGUCUGGACCUGCCAGCGAGCGUAUCUUUUUAUGGCAUUCCUUACAUCAAUGCGCCUGAUCGGAGGCUGCUACGGGCUUAUUGACAGCCUUGGCAGGUUGCAGCUUGCGACGCUAGCAGCGUUGUAUCUAGCUGCACCACGUAGGCGUCGAGCAGUUCUGGCUUCCAUGUACAGGCCCCAGUUUGACAAGCUUCUGUUUCUGCCUCACGGAGAUCAACAGGCUCAUGUGCCGCUGGCUCCUGCUCGAGAAUCAUCCAGUGAAAUGGAGUGUUGGUACGGGGGUUUUGCACGCUUCAGAUGUGUCUUCGUUGGAAGUAAACUGCGCGGGAAGGGUCUCGAGUUUCGCAACAAAGAGUCCAUGAAGCAGGAGGAGACUGAAGAGAGCCCGCAGGCUCAGAUCCCGCAAGAGGACGAUGCAAAUGCAAGUGUCACUUAUCUGGCAGCGCGAAAGUUCGCGUUUCUUCAACUCCUCACAAGAACAGACUGUUUGGUUCUCGAGGGGAAAUCGGAGGCAGUCAUGUUGGUGUUAAUGAUGAUCUUGACCCUGGUUGCUGUCCUCCUUGUGUAUUCAGUUGGGCUUACAGACGGCCAACACUAUAUCACUCUGGCUUUUGGGUCCUUGAUAUUGCUAGGUGUUCUGGCUGCCAUGCUUUCCAUUGUGAACAAUCUGGUGUCUCUGGAGCGUUUGCUCCUUGCCGACACCCUCAAGAUCCUGCAAAGUUGGCGAGAGCGGCUGGAACGCUUAAGAUACGGAGUCACAAGCACGCUCUUCGAAGACGACAACCGGAAGGACAUAACGUUCUUGGACAACUACCUGUGCAGCUUGAUCGAUCCCGUAGCUGGGCUGAUCGACUACACCAAAAAUUGGCAAAAACCAGUAAGCAUCUUCGGUAUCACGGCAUCCAGUACUCGCCGCAACCGGGUGGUGCUGUCGCUGCUGGCAUACUUUGCGGUACUCCUUUGGCAGCUCUUGAAGCAACAGAGUUGGUACAUUGCUUUGCAGCAAGAACUGGCACAGAUUGCCGAUUCGCACGGUGUUCAUUUUAGCUGA